AUGGCUUCAUCCGUAUCUGCCACACAGCUGAAAUUUCUGAAAAACUCCGCGCAUUAUCUCGCCGCCCAGAGUCGUUCCACCUCCUCUCAUCUUCUAUCAGUUCACAACCAGCUGCUCCGCGAUAAAUCGAAGCGGUUGUCUAUCACAAAUCACCGAGAAUUCUGCGGUGCCUGCGGGAGCAUCAGGACAUCCCAUUCUUCAAAAACUAUCAGUAUCAACAAAAAUGGAGUGAAAAAGAAUCUCAAGGGAAAUCGUUCUCCGAAACAGACACUUUCAAUUGACCCUCCCCUCGGAGUGAUAUACAAGUGUCUACGAUGCCAUCGCCGGAAAUUUCAACGCCUACAGAGUACUACCAAACAUACAGAAUCUAAAAAACAACGUCUAGGAGCAAUUGCGUUCGCAACGGAGAUAUCCUCUUCAGCUGGGAGCCUCACAGUCGCGGAGCAGACCACGCAAUCACCAGCCGCCACCACGUUACAGAAAUCCACAGAGAACCUCAGCAGCAAGAAGAGAACCAAAGCACGCAAGAAACAAGACCUAGCGGCAGCCCUCGCAACAAGAAAACAGCGUGCGCAGUCCCAAACCGUGUCGUCGUCGUCGGCGCUGGCUCUGCUCGACUUUCUCAAGCAGUGA
Molecule: messenger RNA, 633 nt
Organism: Paracoccidioides lutzii Pb01
Exons: 1
Coding region: 1-633 (210 amino acids)
Biological process (GO): RNA processing
Source: RefSeq, a predicted model, not a curated record